This is a messenger RNA of Cheilinus undulatus (humphead wrasse), 1402 nucleotides long. It is a transcript of the gene rp9, whose product is annotated as RP9 pre-mRNA splicing factor. The record is from RefSeq and is a predicted model, not a curated record. Lineage: Eukaryota; Metazoa; Chordata; Actinopteri; Labriformes; Labridae. Bases 157 to 831 code for a protein of 224 amino acids. Gene Ontology annotation, biological process: RNA splicing. The transcript has 6 exons.
AGGAAGUACAACAACACCAGAGAAACGCUGGCUGGUUAGCCGCUGGUUAGCAUGCAGAGCGUUGUCUGAAAAAAAUAGUGAAUAAAUUAACCUUAGAUUAAAGAGUGCACAUUCGUCAAUGCUUUAUCGGCGGUACAUUUGGUCGACAUCAGGACAAUGUCGGACAGGAAACGAAGAAGAGAGAAGGAGGACAGACGAGAGCACAAGAGAAGUAAAACAUGCAAAGAGGAUUUAGAGAAACUCAAAACACACACGAAAAAACUCAACCAAGAAGUCCAGAAGCUGAAACACGUCGAGACUUUCUACGAGAAACCUCCGCCUGGAUACAUAAAGGAGCAUGAGGACAAACCAGAGGACUGUAUCCCUGCUGAACCAGGAAAUGAAGAGGCAAGGAACUUCCUGGCUCACGCGCCCACCAAAGGGCUGUGGAUGCCUCUGGGGAAGGAGGUGAAGGUGAUGCAGUGUUGGAGAUGUAAACGCUACGGCCACAGAACAGGAGACAGGGAGUGUCCGUUCUUCAUCAAAGGCAACCAGAAACUGGAGCAGUUCAGGGUGGCUCAUGAAGAUCCGAUGUAUGACAUCAUACGUGAAAACAAAAGGAAUGAAAAAGAAACAAGGAUCCAGCAGCUGCAGCAGCUACUUCAGGACACCACCUCCUCCUCCUCCGAUUCAGACAGCUCCUCCUCUUCCUCCUCCUCAUCCUCCUCCGGCCAUCAUCGCAGCAAGAAAAGGAAGAAGAGGAAGGACAAAAAGAAGAAGGAGAAGAAGAAGAGGAAAAGGAAACGAAAGCACAAGUCUUCCAAAACUAGCGACUGCUCGGACUCGGACUGAGUGUCUCUUCAUAUCAUAUGAUUAAAAUGUAGCAGGAGACUGUUAAUGAAGUACAUAGUAGCGAUGCGUUCUGCAGAGUUAAAAAAAACUGCACUUUGAAGCUCUUUUUCUGCAGGUUAAAACCCUAAAACUGUAAAUCCAGCGCGCAUGACUUCUCUCCAGGCUGACGACUCACAUUAACAUCCUCUCUGUUAGCCACACAGCGCAGGGUCAUAUGGAAAGACUGUUAAGUUAGUGUGUGUGCCACGGUGCAUAUGUGUGUCAAAAAGCAUUAGCUGCAUGGGUAAUGAAUCUCUAGUGAUAUGAAAUGAGCCUGCUGCUGUAAGAGAUAAUGUUCUGCAGUAUGAAAGCAUGUCAGCAAAUACAGUGUAUUAUUAAGAGAUUGUAUUUUCCACCGUAUUUUAUAACCCCGGCCAUCCUGCUGCAUUUAGAUACUUUGAUUGUAGAGUAUGUUUAACUCAGCGUUGGGAAACUUUAAUUAAAUGUUUGAGUACAGUUUAGAUUUUGUUUUCCACAUUAGCUGGAAUGUUUGAAUGCAUGUGACUGUACAUAAAUAUUUGGAAUUAUUUGA